This is a messenger RNA of Folsomia candida, 1602 nucleotides long. RefSeq lists its product as uncharacterized. The record is from RefSeq and is a predicted model, not a curated record. NCBI's taxonomy places the organism in Eukaryota, Metazoa, Arthropoda, Collembola, Entomobryomorpha, Isotomidae. The transcript has 3 exons. Bases 162 to 884 code for a protein of 240 amino acids.
UUGUUUUUCUCCAGUCGCUCUGUCGUAAAGAAAUGGAAUUGUACUCGGAAAUAUAAGCUGGUAAAAAAAGUAACAAUUCCGGAAUAAUUUUUCGAAAAGUUUACUAUUUUUAUAUUUAAAUUCUUAAAUUCUUCGUUUAAAUUACAAAAUUUCGAUCCAAAAUGAAGUACGGCUUAGGAAUUCGGCUUUUGAUAGCCUUUAUCGUUGGUGGGAUUGCGGUCGUGUAUAAAAUAAAGAUAAAUCCGCGAUACAAACAGUCCGAGAUAAAUAUUGCGAUUAAAGCCCCCAGAAGAUUUACCUUUGAUACGUUGACAAAUCUAAAAAAUGUGCCCAAGUACUUCUCCUGGAUUUCUGACCUUAAAGAGAGCAAAUUUGAUCGGAGGAACAUUUCACUGGGGAAGGUGUACUACGGCGUUGUAAAUAUGCCCUUCCUUGGUCAACACGAGGUCAAAUAUAAGGUCACCGAGUUGAAGGAUUUCAAUUGGAUCACGUUACGACCCGAGCGCCCAAAACAGAGCUGGUUUAAUACGGAAGUCACUUUCACCUUCUUUGCAAUUACGAACGAAGAGAUGCAUCUCGGAGUGAAAAUUGCGUAUCAUAGGACGUCUGCUUUGUUCCAGAUCACAUUGGGUCGCUACCUUCGCUACAUAACGGAUCAACAAUUGGACCGUCUCUCAAUCGCUGCGAAGAAUUUAGUUUUGACAAAAUGGGAAAAAUUCCGAUUUCCGCACGGGCGACAUAACGCGACCAAACGGAAAACUGUGCCAAAAUCAAAAUCAAAUUCAAAGAAUAUUUUUAUGGGAAAAGAUCAAUCAAGUAUUUCUAGCGGUGGAAAUUACACAACGUCAACAACGGAUAAAACAAAGUAUAGCGAUGAGUUGUGAAAUGGGAAAUAUUUAUAAAGCCACACGUUUGUACAUAUGCGAAAAGUGCAAGAUUUUUGUAAACGGUUUUUUGUUUUAAUUUAUAAUUGAUGAACACAAAGAACGGAUUCUUAAAAGUGUUUGGUUAGUACGCAAUAUUUUUAGUUGUUUUUUUAGCAAAAAGCGUAGUUCAUGUUAUUAUAAUUUGCAUACAUUUCAGCAAAACUAUGUAAAUGUAUACACAUUUAUACAUUUAGUUUUUGGAUUUUGGUGAUGCAAUAGUUUCAUAUUUAAACGAUGUCUAAAUUGGCAUGCUUUCCAGAUUUGUAUUCUUUCGUAGUAAUUAAAUUUAUAUACCUAUAAUAAGUUAUACAUAUGUAUUCUUAGGAAUUCACAUGCAUACAUAAUUGCUGAGAAAUUUGUGAAUAGCUAGAUUAAUAAAUUAAGAAUACAUUUUUAUUUUGAGUUUGCAUAUAUAAAUGACUUUCAUUAUUUGUAUGAUUUAUAUGACGUUCUUUAUGAUUUGCUAUUUUGUGAUGUUUUUUAACAAAAAAUUUAUUUAGAUUAAUAAUUACAUACUGGGGCUACAUAAAUAUGUUUCUAUGAAUCCUUAUUCAUGUUGUGACUGAAUACAAGUAUCCAGGGAUUGAUAAAACAUGUAUCCGGACUCUGAUAAUUAUCUGUUUAACGUGAUAUUUAUUAUUCGAAUAAUAAAGUACAUUUCAUGCAAUUUCUUAAA